Messenger RNA from Purpureocillium takamizusanense, 1038 nucleotides. RefSeq names its product Pyridoxal 5'-phosphate synthase (gene PDX3). Gene Ontology annotation, biological process: pyridoxine biosynthetic process. Gene Ontology annotation, molecular function: pyridoxamine phosphate oxidase activity; FMN binding. Bases 62 to 901 code for a protein of 279 amino acids. The record is from RefSeq and is a predicted model, not a curated record. NCBI's taxonomy places the organism in Eukaryota, Fungi, Ascomycota, Sordariomycetes, Hypocreales, Ophiocordycipitaceae. The transcript is spliced from 2 exons.
AGCCCAAGCCCAAGCCCAAGAAACCCAGAGAAGCUUUAGCAGCUGCGUUCGAGCCGCGCAGAUGGCGCUGUAUCAGCCGCCGGUCGCCGAGUCGCAGUCCGGUGCGGCUGCGCCGCCGGAGAAGCUCAUCUUCGCCCCGGCCGGCAGCCAAGCCCACGGACAGGCCGCGCAGUUCACGCGCGGGACGCUCUCGCGGCGCGACCUCGUGUCGGCGGCGUCCCCCGCGCCGCAGUUCCACGCGUGGUUCACCGAGGCGCAGGCCACGCCCGCCAUCGCCCAGCCCGAGGCGUGCGCGCUCUCCACGGCGGAGCUCCCCUCGGGCCGCGUCUCGUCGCGCCUCGUCUACCUCAAGGAGCUCGACGCGGGGGGCGGCUUCGUCGUCUACUCCAACCUCGAGACGUCGCGCAAGGCCCGCGACCUCGCCACCAACCCGCACGCCGCCCUCGUCUGGUACUGGCCCGCCCUCCAGCGCCAGGUCCGCGUCGAGGGCCGCGCCGAGAGGUACCCCCGGGACCAGUCGCAGGCCUACUUCGACACGCGCGUCCGCGGGAGCCGCAUCGGCGCCUGGGCCUCGCGCCAGAGCCAGGUCCUCGUCCCCAAGGCCGGCGGCGACGGCGGCGGCGACGGCGCUCGAGUCGGCGAUGUCGACAACGACGGCCACGGCGAUGAUGAUGGCCGCGCCCAGCUCGAGGAAUGGGUCGCCGAGGCGGAGCGCCGCUUCGAGGGCCGCGACGACAUCCCCGUCCCCGACUUUUGGGGCGGCCUGCGCAUCGUCCCCGACCGCGUCGAGUUCUGGCAGGGCAGGGAGAGCAGGCUGCAUGACCGCUUCGUCUACGAGCUCCAGGACGGCGGCGAGCCCGGUGAGGAAGCCAAGUGGACCGUCGCCAGGCUCAGCCCGUGAUGCUCCCCUUGCCGGGCCAGGGAAAACAGCUCAAGGGACAAUGGGUGAGCGACCAUACCAGCCAGCGACACGUUAUUAGACACAAGAUGCCAUGGAACCAUCCUUCUCCAAAGCCCAUACAUAGAUGCAUAUUGGAU